AUGCUUCGACCGCACUGCACUGAGCGAGUCCCUUCCUGUAUAGAUUCAGGAUCCGGAAAUGUCGUUUUUGCGUUGCAUCCAGACCCAUUUGGUAACCAAGUUUGCUGGGGCAGCUGCGUCGUGACGCGAAAUCUGGAGUUGGUUUUCAGCCGCCCUUCGUAUGGGGCGUCUCGGCUCAAAAUCCCCGGGGCGCAUGAAAAGGGAGACACCUCGCAAUUUUUUUGUUUUUCGUGUGUCAACGCGACGAAGUUGUUGGGCGUUCCCAUUGAACCCAAAUGGGUGAUGAGCUACGACUUGAGCUCAAACAGCUACUCGGAGGAGACAGAAAUGAGCCAUGCAAACUCGGUGUUGCAGGGACUCCCGACGGUUGCCAUGUUGCUCAUGACAAAUAACGCUGAAACUAAGUUGCUCGUCGUAAACCCUGUUUUGCACGUGGAAAAGAAAGAGCAGAUCAUUACUUAUCGUGCAACCCUGCUUACCUCGCCCGACAGCGUUCAACAUGUCGUGAUGUGCCGUGGGGGUAGGGUGGUGCUGCUACUUGAGCAAUGUGUGGGUGGUAAUGUCGCAUCGCAAUGUUUCGGCUUACUUAUCCGGGAUGGGCAGCCCCAUGCACCAUUCAAAUCCGUGCGGCUUACCGUUCCAGGUGAGUUUAUCGCGUCGAUGCCCGCCCAGCGGAUUAUUUGUGCAAGAGCACGAAGACCUCUGGGUCAGACUACGCAUGCAAUGAUUGAGACAGUCGAUACAGAAGUUACAACCUUCACCGAUCAUGGUGUGGUAAUCGUAUUUCGGAUAGGCGUAUCUGAUGCGGAACCACAGAGAGUAACUUGUGUGUGGGUUUCGCACCUUUUCCGGCGGAGUGAGUCGCAGAAAAAACUUCUUAGACCCCUCGGUGUGGUUGAAAGGUGGAAUACAACUAUGUCUUUCAAGCAAGCAACGGGACUUGCCGGCACAAAGCCGCCACUCCCUCCUCUGGGGUGCGAGGUACCGCAACAGUUACAGGGAUUUAAAACACACUCGUCAAUUAUUUGCGCAAGUUCCAAUGGUGCACUGAUUCUAGUCGCCAAACCCAACUCCCCAGAUGCGUUUAUCGCCUGUCUAGGAGCGAGCGUUCAUGAACGCUCGAGUGCGAAUGCGGGUGUUGGCGUAUCUUUGCCACCGAGUUUGAACCUUUGUGACGCUUCGUGGAUUAGUGGGCCCCUUUGUGGCUUUUUGCUUCUUGGUAACGAUGAUGGCAGAAAGGUUCUCUCUCUUUAUUUUCUUCCGCUCACCGGAGAGUCACCACGGCGGGUGCACAUUGAGCAAACCGACUGCGAGUGGGCAAACAUAGAGAACAGGAAUGUUCGCUUCUUUUCUCUCAGCACAGUAGUGAAUAUAUUUGGAGUCCCCCAGUUGCGCAUAUCACUGCUCUUUUCCCAGCACCGCAAAAGAGGGGACACACAGAUAGAAGACUGGAGUGAAUUACGUACUUGUCUCUUCUCUUUUCCAACAGUUGCAUCCCUAUCAUCGGUUGAGGACCCCGCACACGUGUCAACCCUUGUUUAUUGCACUGGACUGGCUGCUUUUGAGGCAAUUCCCUGGCCUGUGGGUACGUCUGCACGAACUAAGUGUACAGAUGAGGUCCACGGUUUCGGUGAUGUACAACUUUCGACAGAAGCUGCUCUCGAGUCACAAUUAAAACGUUGGCCUCAUUUGGAAGAAUCGGGAAUUGAAUUCUUCUGCGGAUUAAUACAUGAGAUGAUUCAACGUCUCACGACUAGCGUACAACGAUGUCGUUUCGUUGAUUCGGGGUUCGGCAACCGGGCCGUUGCCGCACUGGUAGCAGUGUUCCAGGGUGUAGCUGAGGCUUUCGUCACCCUCGGUGUUGCGUAUUCAUCAACUCUUCUGAAGCGUUAUUUGUGCUAUGUUCACAGCAUUCUGGUCAUACUUCGCCAGGCGCUGACAGUUAUGGGUCAGUAUGGUGCAAUAUCUGCCUGCUUCUCCGCAGUAGCUCCGUUUGCGCAUCUUGAUAGCAGUGGAAGCGAAGGCGAACUACAACCUGAGUGGCGCGCGUUGCUUGGGGCACUCUUUGACGAGGCAUUAGCACACACGUGUGCUUACCCUUCGCUGGCACAGGCGCUUCUUCCGCACUGCAGCGCAGGUGUGAAACAAAUAAUGGAGGCUGGACGACGCAUGGAACAGUGGACGCACAAGCAACAAGAAACCGCAGCUACGACCUUAACGACAGCUGAUAGGGGUGAGAGCACACAGGUCCGAACACUGCAAGAGGUUCUCUCGCUCGUGCGGAAUGGGGCGCCUGCAUUGUCGAUGCUCUCCCCUGCUGACGUCUGUUGCGCGUCGCGGCGUUUGUUCUUCAGCGAUGGAAUAGACACAGUACAGGCUUUCCUGAAGAGUUUCGUUGGCGACUACUGGAUGAAUUGUCCAGAUAUACAAGCCGUUUGUAAGGAGUAUGAAACAGUGAAAGAGGACAUGGAUAUAGUUCUUCAGUGCCGUUAA
Trypanosoma brucei brucei TREU927 is the source of this 2493-nucleotide messenger RNA. RefSeq lists its product as hypothetical. The transcript has a single exon. The coding region runs from base 1 to 2493 and encodes 830 amino acids. Lineage: Eukaryota; Euglenozoa; Kinetoplastea; Trypanosomatida; Trypanosomatidae. The record is from RefSeq and is a predicted model, not a curated record.